Messenger RNA from Esox lucius (northern pike), 4595 nucleotides. RefSeq names its product exocyst complex component 3-like 2a (gene exoc3l2a). Gene Ontology annotation, molecular function: SNARE binding. Gene Ontology annotation, biological process: exocytosis; exocyst localization. The record is from RefSeq and is a predicted model, not a curated record. Lineage: Eukaryota; Metazoa; Chordata; Actinopteri; Esociformes; Esocidae. Gene Ontology annotation, cellular component: exocyst. The transcript is spliced from 13 exons. Bases 103 to 2802 code for a protein of 899 amino acids.
UCCACACACACUCUGACACACAUACGACACCUACAAGGAUGGCAUUCUACUGAGACACUGUGCACUAACUACUCAAGUAUUAAAUCCCUAAACACAAGCAAUAUGCCCAUCCUUAAGAACCUCCCGGGGAGGACCAAGAGUAACCAUGGGAACGGUGAGCUCAUCCUGCCCAGGUUAGACUUUGACCUGAACCCCUUCGAUGAGGUGGAUCUGGAGGAGGAAAGGAACGAGGACAAUCCUCCCACUGUGGAGGGCCAUGGAGGAAAACCCGUCCAGCUUAGGACGUUGCGUGACGGUGAAGAGGAGGAGAACGAGGUGAACGCUGAAAGACACGCCCCUAAAGGAGGAGGAGGAAAGCCUCUGAGGGGGACUCUGGAGCGGCUGUGUGGCUCAUCACCCCUGAAGACCCUGGGGAAGUUGGGGAAGGGGCUGCGUAAGUCCGGGUGCAGCGUGUGGGGGACCAGCCCAUCCCUGCGAAGUCCAACAGACCCUGAUUUUUCCCUGCCGGAGAAAGAAAAAAGAAAGGGCAUCCGCAGGAGCUCAGAGGAGAUCAUGACUUUACUUCGAUUUGCAGGGCGGCGGAAGCAGAAGCUGCGCAGAGAGAGCCUGCCGUGUGGGGACCUGAGCAUCAAUAGUGACGCUGAGUCCAACCGUAGACCCUCCUUCCUUAGGAUGGUCAGUCUUGGCAAGUCGAAGAGGGAGUCCCUAUCAGACCAUAACUCCCAGGAGAGUGAUGAGGAAUUGGAGGAAGAACCAGUGAUCAAACCCAGGGAACCACUUUCAGUUUUGGAGAUCUUACAGUUAGUCAACCAGAGGGACCUCCUCUUGGCUGACACACACAUCCAGGAACUGGAGCGUGAGAGCGAACUGUUGUCCCUCCUACCCCACCCCCCUACACCCCCAUCCACACCUCCUGGAUUGACACCUUCUGGGCCUUUUGACCACCCAUCUAGCCCCAAUGCAUCAUGGGAUGCCAGCCGGCGCAAGGCCAAAGAUGUGGAGCUGCUUUAUGAGGCCCUGCAGAAGGAAAUGUGGGACGUGGUCAGGGAGUCCCUCCGACAGCCCACGGCUGGGCCCAACCUGGGGCUGGUGGUUCUGGUCAUUCAGCAGGAGGAGCAUGCCGACCUCAUCCAAGCCCAGAGAGAGAAGCCCCAGACCCCGAGCGAACUCCUCAAUCCCCAUCCUAGCCGGCGCCCCCGUCAGCUCAUUCAAAAAUGGCGGCAGGCAGUAGGGGAGGCGGCUGACUGGAGCCUGCCUCAGCAGGUAGACACUCCCCCGGGACAGCUGGCCCUGUACCUGGAGAGGCUGAGGGGUCGCAUGGUGGACGACCUGGACGCAGCACGGAGGAAUGUGGUGUCGAUCUACCCAGAAGAGUUCCAGGCCUUCCAGGUGUAUGUGCAGAGCUACCACCAGGCGGUAGCUCGACGCCUGGGCGUCAUCACCAGCUCCCAGCUUCAGAUCACUGAUGUCUACUCCCUGUUGGACUGGUUCUACAACAUCUACAACAGGGACGUCCUGGGAAUAGUUGGCACAAAAACCCAGAUUAACUACUCUCCACUGGAACCCCUACUGCAUCAAGACACAGUGGACCGACUGGAACAGGACUGCCUGAACACUGUCAGGGAGAAGGUGACCACUGAACUCACUCAAAUUCUGGAUGAGGAAGAGAGGCGGUGGGCCCAAAUGCUACACAUAGAGGAAUAUCAGUCCAACCUGGCUCGCUCUGUCAUUCAGAGACUGAAGGUGGACCUGGACAGAUCCACAGCAGUAAGCCAGUUUUUGGGGGCCAGGGUGGCCCGCUGCAGUCUCACAGGUCUGUCUGACUUCCUGUACAGAUUCCAGAGGAAGGUUGAGAUGUUCCACGAGACUCAGGCUGAGUUUGGGGACCAGGGUGAUGGAUACGUUUCCAGGACCAUUGCCCUGGUCAACUGCUGCCCACCUCUCAGGUCCUUUGUACAGCGCUGCAGGCAGUGUGACCCACAAGGCAGUGAGGAGUCAACUCAGGGAGCUAACUCCUCCCUGGACAGGAUUGUUAACCAAUCAGUGAGGGUUCUGACUGAAAGACUAUUUGAGCACAUCAGGCCAUUCUUUGACAAGUUGGUGAAAAGGAAGUGGCUAAACAAUACAGAGGCCUUUGAGGCCAUCGAAGCAUGCAUCAAACAAUACUUUAAAAAGUUCAGAAGAAUGGACUGCCCACCAUAUCAGAUACUGGUUGGGGAGGUACACCGACGAGUCCUGGUGGAGUAUGUGCGUGCGAUCAUGCGAGGACGAGUUAUCUGCACGUCAUCAAAGAUGAGGAAGAGGAUGGCAUUCAGAUUGCAGGACGAGGCCAAGCAGCUCAAAGGGCUCUUCAAAGACUUGGAGUCUGGAUCUUCUUGGCUGGACAGUGUCCUUGCUCACCUGGCUGACAUCAUUCUCCUGGAGGACACUCCGUCCAUCCAGAUGGAGGUUGCUGUGCUGGUGAAGGAGUUUCCAGACAUACGGAAGAAGCAUGUAUCCACCCUGCUGAAUGUGCGGGGGAUGAUGCAUCAGGCCGAGCGCCAGGAGAUCUUGAACGUGGUUAGAGACUUUGAGAGCACUGACAACUGUACUGUGCUAUGCCGGGACCACGCACUUUUCUCAGACAUCCCCAUCACCUCUGAGCUGCACUGCAUCAACCUGGGCCUAAUCCGUGUUGCCAUGACCCUAGCCAACUGGUUCUCCGAGGCCCGUCCUAAAAGGCACCGCAAAAGAACCUCGAGGCAGAGAAACAUUCUGCGACCAGAACCCAUGACCGAUGACAAGAAUAUGAAUGAUAGCUGACUUUAAGUCUCUCACUGGUGGCAUUUCCUGCCAUAUGUUGACUUAAUUCCGUCCUAGACCGGAAACUGUUGUUUAGGUCCUACCUCCAAAGCAUGACACUUGUUGCUAAUACAUAUUCACAGAAUGGGGAUGGGAAUGUCUUGGUGCUCGUGUGGAGGGGAGCUAUCAGAAAAACAAAGAAUGUUACUUAUUGAGAGAUACUACACCUUUUUCUUGAUGGGUGCUGACAUUCGUCUCUUGCCAUUUGAUAAUUCCAUAGAAAGUAUGUUGGUUUCCAGAGAUCAUUAAUAUUUGGACAGAAUCAAACAGCCUUUUAUAUCAUUACAGCAAGCUAGCAAGCUAUAUGUAUUAUCUAAAUGGCAACUUUAAAUCCGCCAUAGUAAUAUAAAGUAUACACUCUAGUAAUAUAGCCAAUUUUUAAGCAUUUCUGGGAGUUUGUUUAUGUUUUGUUUUGAGUUUAUGUUUUGUUUGACAUUAUGCGCUUCUUUGCCACAGCUGGUUUAAGACAAGCAGAAUGCUCAAGUGCAGCUCAGUUGGCAGAGCAUAGUGCUUGGGUUUCCCUUGUGGUGGGUUUGAUUCCCAUGCGAGACCUUUACACAUACUGAAAUGCACAGAAUUAUAUGCACUUACUGCUGUAAAUUAGCAAACUGUGCUUGUCUGUGGCAACACAGUGCAUGCAAAACAAAUGUACCUAUUAUUUUAAUAGUCAUGCAAUUUAGUGUAGUGUAACAUCAUGGAUUAGAUCUUGCUGUUGACUUUCAUAAAAUUUCUACUGGUUUGGGGCUUUUUAGGGAUAUUAUAUGUCAACGUACAUAGUAUUUGGUAGAACAGAGGCUAUCCUGUUACACCCGUAAUUAUGUGUAAAAGUGAAAAUGUUUCUGACUGAUACUGGUCAUUCUGAAUUUCAGCUGUAAAUAAAACAGGUUGAACUUUGUUCAUGACGACAAUGUGAUGAGCACUCAAUCUUAAAAUGUGACUUAAAAAUCAUAUUACACUUUUUCGACUACUACUACAAUGGGGCAGAAAUCACGGAAAUACUAUAAAACACACUACUACGAAUAACAAAUGUAAAUUCUCCAAAUAAAUAUUAGAAUAAAUACAGCUUCUGUUUAAUCUGUAAAUGAUCUUUCUACUCAUUUACAGACAUUUCAAUAGAAUGCUAUAUAAAAGAACUUGACCUCAGGUACCGCACAAACAAGUUAAUCUAUGGUUCUUUUAGCUCAGAGCUCAGAUAUUGAGAAUCAAAACAUUACCAGUAUACAUUUGCAUUCAUUGGAUUGAUUUUAGGACAUACAUUAAGUUUAGUAUCAUUGACGAAUGUACCAUUUUAAACCUUAUUGGUUAACACUUUUCAUUAAGGUUAUAUGAUACAUCUUUAGUAUUUUUUUAAACUAAUACUUGUUAGUUUAAAGAUAGCUUACAUGACUGAGCAAUAUUAUCCAAUGUGUUAUAACUGUUUAGAACUGUUAUAAUUACCUAUAAACUAACAAUUACCAGUUUAUGAAUUGCUUAUAAACCUACUGUAAAAAAAAUCUAUAUGUGAAGUGGUACCAAAUCUAUUUAAAUUGUUAUCAUAUUCCAACAAAUUUUUUGUGCAAUUUACUGCUUUGUGGAUUCCAGCACAAUGUAUGGAUGGAUAUGCUGUUUAAUACCUCUUCAUUUUAUGGGUCAUCUAAGUGCUUAACACAACUUUGUGUUGCUAUUUGUUACACAAAUGAAUGGAAAUGUAUAAUUUUAUAUAUAAUUUGCUAAUAUUUUGAACAUUCACUGUGAAUGAUUUUUAUCUCGUUUGU